CGGGCUGGAGUGCAGAGCUAGCCGGACUGGAUUUUUCAGCCCGGAACCCACGGGUAUUACAGGUGGUGCCCAAGGUGCUUGGGCUCCCGUUCGGUCCGAGGCGACGCGAAGGAGCUGGUAAUUCCCACGCGUGGAUUAUAUUUUGGACUUUUUGGACUUUGACCUUCCUCCGCCGUUUUCGUGGCGUUUUUGUCGGCAAGAAGGCUGGAGGGUGAGAUGGGGACCCCGCGGCAAGCCACGAGGGGCCGAUUCCGGACGAAGGCUUCUUUAUCCGCGUCCCAGGCGCCCGAGUGCCCAGGAGGAAACAUGCUGGACGAAGAUGAUGUGAAAGUGGCAGCUGAUGCCCUGAAAGAGCUCGAAGCUCUGAUGCCCAGCGCAGACAAGCUGGGCAAGCAGAGGGGCAGCGACCAUCGGGAGAAGAAAAGGAUGAGGAGCCGAAGCCGCAGCAGGGACAGGAAGCGCAGGCACGGAUCUCGCUCCAGGUCUCGUUCCAGGACGUGGGACAGGCACAGGGGAAGAGGCAGAUACCGGUCCAGGAGCAGGAGUGGGAAUUGUCCUGAAGUUGGUGAUGAAGAAGAUGAGGAUCUUGAGAUUGAGCUGGUUGAAGAAGAGCCACCAUUUCUUCGAGGUCACACUAAACAGAGCAUGGAUAUGAGUCCCAUCAAAAUAGUCAAGAAUCCAGACGGUUCCCUGUCCCAGGCUGCCAUGAUGCAAAGUGCUUUGGCUAAAGAGAGGCGAGAACUGAAACAAGCGCAGAGAGAAGCAGAGAUGGAUUCCAUCCCCAUGGGGCUCAACACACACUGGGUGGAUCCUCUCCCUGAUGUGGAUGGAAGACAAAUAGCUGCAAACAUGCGAGGUAUUGGGAUGAUGCCAAAUGAUAUCCCAGAGUGGAAGAAGCACGCGUUUGGUGGCAACAAAGCUUCGUAUGGCUGUGCAUGACAACCAGAUUCUGAUUGUUAUUGGAGAGACGGGAUCUGGGAAAACAACCCAGAUUACCCAGUACCUGGCUGAGGCAGGAUAUACGUCCAGAGGAAAGAUUGGAUGUACUCAGCCUCGCAGAGUGGCU
Messenger RNA from Motacilla alba alba, 1066 nucleotides. Its product is annotated as ATP-dependent RNA helicase DHX8-like. Bases 217 to 939 code for a protein of 240 amino acids. NCBI's taxonomy places the organism in Eukaryota, Metazoa, Chordata, Aves, Passeriformes, Motacillidae. The record is from RefSeq and is a predicted model, not a curated record. The transcript has 7 exons.